Messenger RNA from Phyllotreta striolata, 484 nucleotides. The record is from the annotation of a GenBank genome assembly. NCBI's taxonomy places the organism in Eukaryota, Metazoa, Arthropoda, Insecta, Coleoptera, Chrysomelidae.
ACUAUAUUACACAGGGUGGACUAAUAAAACAUUCUAAAUUUUCUCUUUCUAUUUAUUAGGUACCCUCCAAAAUAGGCUACUACGUCACCGACUUGAAGAUGGCUUUGCAAACGGCCGAAAUCCUCGUUCAAUAUGGCCUGAGAACCGAAUGGGAAGAGGCCUUCAACUGUGGGGAAUCCCAAACAAUCGAUCAUCGCGAAGAUGAUGAUUUACCCAGAGAUCCUCGCCAAUGGACAAGAGAAAACGUGGCUGAUUGGUUGAAAUUCGUCAUGACAAAACACAACCUGCCCGAAGUGCAAUCGAGCAGAUUUCUGAUGAACGGCAAAGCCCUGUGUCUUAUGUCACCCGGCAUGUUCCUGAAAAGGGCCCCCUUAGGGGGCAAAUUGCUCUACAAGGACUUUCAGUUACGUCUGAGCUCCGCCUUGUAUACGAGUAAUUGAUUUAAUUCUUCACAAUUUGCCCUCUCUAUUGAGUAACUAAGGAA